Messenger RNA from Drosophila hydei, 1188 nucleotides. It is a transcript of the gene Sfxn1-3, whose product is annotated as sideroflexin-1-3. Gene Ontology annotation, molecular function: monoatomic ion transmembrane transporter activity. Gene Ontology annotation, cellular component: mitochondrial inner membrane. The record is from RefSeq and is a predicted model, not a curated record. NCBI's taxonomy places the organism in Eukaryota, Metazoa, Arthropoda, Insecta, Diptera, Drosophilidae. The transcript is spliced from 6 exons. Bases 223 to 1188 code for a protein of 321 amino acids. Gene Ontology annotation, biological process: serine import into mitochondrion; monoatomic ion transport.
GCUAAAUUUUUCAUUUUCAUUCAGAUUUAGAUUUACAAGUAGCUUGACACAGCUUUUUUACUUUGCCAGACGGUGUAGAAAGCUUGCUGGAGCACCAGCUUGUUGACGACAGCUUUCCCUGGUAGCAGCAGCGGCGUUGAAGUUUUUGUCGUGCAUUUCAGUCCGGGGUGCAUAUAAAAACAUCUUUUAGACAAGGAGCCCAGUCGAAUAAAAAUUAAAACCAUGUCUGGAUUACCUCGUGUGGAUAUUGACAAGCCAAAGUUUGAUCAGAGCACCUAUAUUGGGCGUGCUAAGCAUUUUUUUUUGGUCACCAACCCUCUGAACUUAUUCGCCACCGAUGAGCAGCUGCAGAGGGCUCGUGAAAUAGUCACCAAGUAUCGCUCCAACCAACCAUUGCCUAGUGGCAUAACUCUCGACGAGGUGUGGAAGGCCAAGUAUCUAUAUGACUCGGCGCAUCAUCCAGAGACGGGUGAGAAGCAGAUCAUCGUGGGACGGAUGUCGGCUCAGAUGCCUAUGAACACGUUUAUAACUGCCGGCAUGAUGACCUUCUAUAAAACCACACGCGCUGUUAUCUUCUGGCAGUGGUUCAAUCAAACAUUUAACGCCAUUGUCAACUAUACAAACCGUUCGGGCACUUCUCCAAUUAGUCAAUCACAACUGCUUACCUCCUACUGCCUAGCAACGGGCGGUGCUUUGGCUACAGCACUCUCGCUCAACCGGGCCACCAAAAAUAUGAGCCCUAUUUUCGGGCGCUUGGUGCCACUGGUCGCAGUGGCAGCCGCAAAUUGCAUCAAUAUCCCUUGUAUGCGAAUGCAGGAGCUACGCAAUGGAGUCGUUCUUUUGGAUGAAAAGAACAAGGAAGUAGGAAUUUCGAAAAAGGCCGCCAUGGUUGGAAUUUCAGCUGUUGUGAUCAGUCGAAUUUCUAUGGCUAUUCCUGGAAUGACAAUGACGCCCCUAUUGAUGAACAAAUUGGAGAAGAAUGGUUUUUUGAAGAAAUACCCCAGAUCCAAUGCCCCAAUUCAGACGGUCUUCUGUGGCUUUAUUCUGAUCUUUGCCACACCCUUGGGCUGUGCGUUCUUCAGUCAGCGUGCUGCUAUCAAAGUGGAUAGGCUCGAAUCAGAAGUACGUGACCGGAUAAAGAAAGAGCGUCCUGACUUGGAUACAGUUUGGUAUAACAAAGGCUUGUAG